AUGACUGGAAAUGAACGCAUCGGUCGACUUGACGCCGGCAAAGUCGAUAACACCGUCCCAAUGACACUGAGCUUGGCAGCGAACCUUACUCAGCUGGGCGAGAAGAGGUUUCCUAUUGGUCAAACUUCGGUUUCCUUGACCUAUGUGAAUGCACUCUCGCUUUCGAUUUUGUCUUUCUGUUUGAACCUGAACAUUGUGUGUCUAGAAGGGUUUGCAUCCAUGAUCAUGGUCUGGUUCUUGGGUGUUUUCAUGAUGUCUCUAUCGACCGCCAAACUGGGCAUUCACGGAAGCGCUUACUUGGCCAUCUCCGUCGCUCUCGCUGUAUUUCUUCUGACCCAUAUCAUUGGUCCCAUCUCAGGUGGUCACAUCAGCCCAAUCGUAACUCUAUCUACCUGUAUCACCGGUCUUAUCUCACCUCUCAAGGCUUUGGCUUACGUGUCUGCUCAAAUGACAGGGGCCACCCUCGGAGGCAUCUCCCUUGCAAUGGCCCUAGGACCACGGGCUGCAGAUGUUCAGAGUUAUGGCUGUUAUUUCAACCCAUCACCCAGCUUUGCUUUAUCUCACGCAUUUUGCUUUGAGUUCAUGAGCGCAUUGGCCAACAUCUCCAUGAUGUAUGGAUACGGUAUCAAGGCAGAUUCCUCGACUACACAAGGUGGCCCAAAGCUAGCACCGCUUCUUAACGGCAUCACUCUCGGCCUUUUUGUCUUUGCGUCUUCUGGCUUCGCCCCGGAGAACUCUUAUCUGGGAACCAUAGAUGAUUGGAUUUAUUGGAUUCCAAGUAUUUCUGCUUCCAUAGUACAUGGACUAGCUUAUCGUUUCUUGAACCCUUUUGGCGAGCCACAUAUGGGUAAGAUCUUAGGUCACGAAGAAAUUUCCCAAAGUUCACCAAAAGUGGUCAUCCAAAUGGAUGGACCAAGGAUCAUGCAAGAAGGUGCCCAAGGAAGUGGAAAAUGA
Melampsora larici-populina 98AG31 is the source of this 954-nucleotide messenger RNA. RefSeq lists its product as uncharacterized. Gene Ontology annotation, cellular component: plasma membrane. The transcript is spliced from 8 exons. Lineage: Eukaryota; Fungi; Basidiomycota; Pucciniomycetes; Pucciniales; Melampsoraceae. Bases 1 to 954 code for a protein of 317 amino acids. Gene Ontology annotation, biological process: transmembrane transport. Gene Ontology annotation, molecular function: water channel activity. The record is from RefSeq and is a predicted model, not a curated record.